Drosophila novamexicana is the source of this 1779-nucleotide messenger RNA. RefSeq lists its product as uncharacterized. The transcript is spliced from 6 exons. NCBI's taxonomy places the organism in Eukaryota, Metazoa, Arthropoda, Insecta, Diptera, Drosophilidae. The record is from RefSeq and is a predicted model, not a curated record. Bases 707 to 1498 code for a protein of 263 amino acids.
UCCAGCAGUACGGAGCUGCAAACUCCAUUUGGCAUAAUUCCCCAUACACACACACACACACACACACACACACACACACACAAACACACACAGCCGAACACACAGCAAAAAGUCGAUUUUUCACCAACAUAAAGUUGUAUAUGCGCAAAACUUUCAAUUGCUGUGAAUAUAAACGAGAAUAGAAAAUUAAAUAAUAUAAACUGUGAGGAUAUAGACAAAAGUAUUCGCGUGUGAUAUAUAAGGAGUGCAGCAUUUCGAUUUUAAUUCCCAUUCGGCUAAUCGGAAUGCUGAGCUCAUCGUAGAGCGCAGAAAAGUGGAGAUACGAAACUUGCAACCACCCGACCGCCCGCCCGCCCGCUAGCCGCAAAAACAAAACCCAGUGUCGCGAGUCCCGGGGUCCAAAGUUGACCUCUUCUAUUGUGAUGUUAUGUUUAUGCCAAUGAGAAAGCUGAUAAGUCGUGUGACCAAGCGCCUGAAAGGCUGUUGAGCAAUGCAAAGCGGAGCCGGAGGCAUAGCCAACAGACAGCCUUAGCCUGAGCCGAAUCCUGCCACGAAUUGCGUCCGCGGGCUGAGAGGUGUUUUAUUGAGCGACACCGCGUAACGGACAGCGUUAAGCAUCAGCUACGGCUGCAACAACAACGGCGACAACAACAACAACAACAACGAGGACGACGACCACGACCAGGUCGACGACUAGAACGCGCACAUGGCUAGCUGGAGCUGGAGCAUCUUGUGCGCAACGCUGCUCGCCGGCCUCACGUUACUCACGGUGACCCAUACGGUGCGCAUUACCAAUCUCCGUGUGCCGCACACUUACACACUCGAACGUGAUAAUGAGCCCGAUCCUCUGGUGUUGGACUGCGAGUACGAGAUGGGGCCGCGGGAGAAGGGCUUUGUGCUCAAGUGGCUGUUCAACAAUCAUUCCAUCUAUCAGUGGAUACCCUCCGUAAAGGGUUUCGCCAUGGGCUUCAUGAAGGCAAAGAUAGACACCAAAAUAUUCAGCAUGGAGGGCAGUCCCGGUGUUAUAUCGAUAAAGAAUCCCGACUGGAACAUGACGGGGGAAUACACCUGUGCCGUGCAAACCUUUGAGUCCACGGAUAAGCGGAGUGCCCGCUUACAAAUAAUCGUUCCUGAGUCGGAUUUCAUGCUGGAGGCACGCAUGGGUGGCGAACAGACGGAUGUGGACAUAAUGUGCGCGGUGCAGAACGUAUUUCCACAGCCGGUGCUCUCCGUCAUCUUUGAUACACACAUACUGGACUCGGUGCUGACGCAGUUGGAUCAGAACCCGAGCGGCCUGUACAGCAUGACAGUGCGGACGCGCAUUCCUAGAGAUCAGCUCGAAUCACCCACACCGAUAACAUGUGCGUUUUUCCUGCUUGGCACAAACUAUACCAAACGCAGGGAGACUAUUUUCUAUGAUAAGGCCACAAAUAUACAACGCAAAUGGACAACAGUCGCCGUAGUUAUGUCGAUCGCAUCUUUAGCUUUAAGCAGUUAGUUUGAUAGUGUUUUUUGUAGGCUAUGUACGUACGAUUUGUUUUUAUGUUCGUUUAGAAUGUUUACAACUUUUUCAUUUUUAAAUAGAAUUUUAAACGAUAAACGUAAUUUUUUGCGGUAUUUUUAAAAAAGCGCUUAUUUUGUAAAUGCAUGUAAAUGUAAGAGAAAUGAAAUGACUCACACACACACACACUCAAACACACUCACACACACUAACACACACACAGUAAAAAGAAAAUAAAAAAAAAGUGAAACAUACAACAAACACUAAGCAAAACAGCA